This is a messenger RNA of Lentinula edodes (shiitake mushroom), 447 nucleotides long. Its product is annotated as mRNA splicing factor. Bases 1 to 447 code for a protein of 148 amino acids. The record is from RefSeq and is a predicted model, not a curated record. NCBI's taxonomy places the organism in Eukaryota, Fungi, Basidiomycota, Agaricomycetes, Agaricales, Omphalotaceae. Gene Ontology annotation, cellular component: U2-type spliceosomal complex; post-mRNA release spliceosomal complex. The transcript has 4 exons.
AUGUCUCUGGCGGAAAGCUCAGAAACACGGAAGGCACGAUUGCAGGAGUUAAAGCAGAGGAAGGAAGCGAGUCAAGGAAUUAUCAAGAAUCGUAACUUUGACCCAGAAUCACGAACUUUGAAAAAACAUACGGCGUCUGAAGAUGUAGAGAUGGAUACUGUGGAGAAGAACAUCGAUGGAUUGGCGCAGUUAGUUAUCGCAGAGGAUGAAGAGAAAAGGGCCGAAGAGUUGAAUGUAUUCAAUAUCGCACCCAAAAGACCCAACUGGGAUCUCAAGCGUGAGACUGACAAGAAAUUAGCCAAGCUAGAACGCAAGACCCAAGAAGCCAUUCAUACUCUUAUCCGCCAACGACUGGCUGCUCAAAAGGGAGAGUCCGAUGACAUUGUGGGAGCAAUGAGGGCUCAGGAAAACGCUCAAAACGAAGAGGCUCUAUCUGACGAGGAAUGA